Molecule: messenger RNA, 3365 nt
Organism: Notothenia coriiceps (black rockcod)
Lineage: Eukaryota; Metazoa; Chordata; Actinopteri; Perciformes; Nototheniidae
Product: zinc finger protein 280C
Exons: 18
Coding region: 179-2632 (817 amino acids)
Biological process (GO): regulation of DNA-templated transcription
Molecular function (GO): DNA-binding transcription factor activity, RNA polymerase II-specific; RNA polymerase II cis-regulatory region sequence-specific DNA binding
Source: RefSeq, a predicted model, not a curated record
CCGAGCAUUUCCGGUUUCUUUGGAGAGGCGAUACUUGUCCCUUCCCCUCUGUGUGAUGUCCAGUAAACCCGCACUGUCUGAUACACAUAUCCCCCUCAGACCCACGGCUGGUGCUGCAGCUUGUAUCUAGACCCGGGUCUGCGCUGAGAGCCAGGGGCCAGGGUGAGAGAGCUCCACAAUGUCUGAACUUUUUAUGGAGUGUGUGGAGGAGGAGCUGGAGCCGUGGCAGAAACAAGCUCCUGAAGUUCACUUGAUAGAUGAUGAUGAUGAUGAUGAGCCCAUCUUCGUUGGAGUGCUCUCUAAUAAGCAGAAGGAGGGAAGACCCAACCCUCCACCUCCUCAGAGUAACCGUGCAGGGAAACAGGAAGUCAAGCCUCCUGCUCCUCAGCCGGCCAGUGGCCCCUCCCCCAUAAUGCUGCCGUUGAGUGUGGCUGGAAAUGCCGUGAAUACUACAGCACCCAAUCUGACAACAUUGACCCCGCAGCCUCUUAUCGUCAAUAACCAGGGCUUUAUUGUCACUUCUCCGCAUCUAGCAAACAACAGUGACUUUAUUGCCUCUCUUGGGAGCCAGUACCCUCCUGGGACCUCAUUUACAAUAGUACCAGCUGGUCAGCAGCAUCUUUUCCAGCAGAUCACCACCGCCACCGUAAUGCCCGGUGCUGUCCACAGACCUCAGGUGCAACAAAUCAGCAACAACGUUGUGACUUUAUCCAACGUUCAGAGUCCUGCUGUUUACUCUGCACAGCCUCAACAGCUGCAACUCAACUGGUCCAACCCACAACCUCUAAAGACCUUUUCCGUGGCAGCAAAUGCCCUUUACAAUGACAAUAACAGAGGAUUGCUUACAGAUCAAAUUUUAGUCAAGCGAGUGCUACCACCACAGCAAAAAGACAGCGUACCCAAAAAAGCGAAGAUUGAAUUGGGGUCAGUGAAAAAUGGGGUAUUAAAGAAACAGUGCCCAAAGUGUCGAGAAGAAUUCCUCUCACAGGAGGCCCUGACGUUUCACCUGCAGAGCUGCUGUGCAGUGUUAGAAGCUUCAGCCGAAUCAGCCGUGCACAUCGGUGCAAACAAGCGCAUCAUGCUGGUUUCAGAGUUCUACUACGGUAGAUCUGACGGAAAUAUGAUGAAAAAGGAUGCGCAGAAACCCAACACCACUUUCAAGUGCCAGAGCUGUUCAAAAGUUCUCAAGAACAAUAUCAGGUUCAUGAACCACAUGAAGCACCACUUGGAGCUGGAGAAGCAGAACAGUGAGAGCUGGGAAAGCUACACCACCUGCCAGCAUUGCUACCGGCAGUACAUGACUCCGUUCCAGCUGCAGUGCCACAUCGAGAGCGCUCACAGCUCCAUCGAAUCCUCUACAAAUUGCAAGAUAUGUGAGCUGGCGUUUGAGUCGGAGCAGGUUCUCCUGGAACACAUGAAGGACAACCACAAGCCUGGGGAAAUGCCUUACAUCUGCAGCGUCUGCGAUUACAGGUCGUCUUUCUUCUCAGACGUGGAGACACAUUUCAGAAGUGUCCAUGAUAACACCAAAGACCUGCUCUGUCCUUUCUGUCUCAAAGUUCUUAGAAGUGGUCCUCUAUACAUGCAACACUACAUGAAACAUCAGAGAAAAAAGAUCCAUCGCUGUGGAAAAUGCAGACUGAAUUUUCUCACAUACAGGGAGAAACUGGAUCACAAGAAUAACGUCCACAAAACCUUUAAAAAACCCAAAGCUCUGGAAGGUCUUCCUCCAGGAACCAAGGUGACCAUCCGAGCGUCCCUCACAGGAAAGGCUCCAACGCUGAACAGCUGCACUGAUCCAUCCAGCCUUGUUGUCACCCCAGAAAGUUUCAACCCAAAAACCAAGCCUGCUGUCAGUGGAUCCAAGUCCAAGUCAAACGUCUCUGCAGGAAAAGCCAAGGCGAGCAAGAAGAAAGAUCUCCAGUCCAACAAACACAAUCUGUCGCUCAGGAACAUCAGAGUCGAUGGAGGACAAUUCACAUGCAUCGAGUGCAACACACAAGUGGACCACUUCUUUUCUCAUUUCCCAAUGAUUUCAAAUUGCGGUGCGUGCAAAUAUCGGACGAGUUGCAAAGUCGCCAUUGGGAAUCAUAUGAUAAGAUUUCAUAGUACCAUAACCAAAAACAGAUUCUUGAAAAUGAAUCACAAGAAGGCUUCAUCGGCUUCAAAAAUAACUCUGGUCUGUCUGAACUGCGACCUCCUCAUGGACGCAACAGGCGGUGACCUGAUGACCAGACAUUUAACUGACCAACCAAAUCACAUAUGCAAAGUCAUUCAGGAAAAGGAUAUCAAAGCCAAAGGUCGAGUCCAUCUCUUCUUGAGGCAGCCAGCAAAAUCGUUCUAUCUGUUGACGACGGUGCCUGUUUUAACACCAAAGGAAAUGGACUUGAAAGUGGUUGAAAGUCUGCCUUUCGCCACUGUGGAUAGACCAGAGCCGAUUGUACCAGCAGGUGAUAGCGAAAAGGCUUCCACAGAAAUCAGUGUGGUUGAAGGUUCCUCUGAAGGACACUUGUUGCUGCCCGCUGUAUCGUCUUCCUGUGCAUCAGAGUCAGUGUGUAACUCUGAGAGCCUGAAAGAAAGUGAGCAGCUCCCUGAGCAUGAGAAAAGGGAACAACCAACCAAAUCAGAAUGAACCUCUACAACGAACACCAUGCACAUGUAUAGCUAGGUAUUUCAUUUAGAGUCCAUCAGUCAGACCUUGGCAUUGUUUUCAUUAAUAUAGAAAAAUAUGAAAAAAAAAAAAAUGGUGUUUUGCUGCUGGUAUUUUCCACCAUUCCCCUCUAAGUUCAUGUGUUAAGCAAAGUCCAAUCCAACAACGAAAAUAUAAAUAGAUCUUCUGUUAAAAUACCAUUUCCUAAAAGGAUGUUGAGUAUUUUAGUAUGUUUUUAAUAGAAAAAUACAAUAAUUAAAGUCUUCUUUGUUGUCCUAAAAGCCAUAUAAUAAAGUAUUGUCAUUCUUAACAUCAUUAACCUUGAUGAUUGUGGCUCACCUUUUUAAGGACAGUUAAGAUCAUUUAUGGUUUGCUUGGUCGAGAAAAAGGACUAAAUUGUCAGAUGACAACUGAUUGUGAAACUCACUCAGUGGCAGAUGCUCAAGUUGUUUCUGGGGAUUUAUUCAUACAAUUUCAAUUCUGUCUUCCCAUCAAAAUAAUAAAUACUAAAAUGUUUUAAUGCCUUUUUCUGGACAGAGAAACGUGUGUCAACAGUCAGACAAUUGUUUUUAAGAAAUAUAUCGGACAUGUAUAGAAAUGUCUAGCUUGAGAUGUUAUUCCCUUAGAAAAAUCAUGUUGGAAAUAUAUCAGACAAUUAAGAAAUGGUAGGGGGUAUAGUGUGAAAAAAUAACCACAACUGUGUGAGGAUUGAGCC